Molecule: messenger RNA, 5442 nt
Organism: Aureobasidium musti
Lineage: Eukaryota; Fungi; Ascomycota; Dothideomycetes; Dothideales; Saccotheciaceae
Source: the annotation of a GenBank genome assembly
AUGACUAGUGUAGCUGGCCAUCUGCAAAGCACCGAUUUCGUGUCUGACUUCAGGGGUUGGAGAUCCUGUGAUCCAGAGCGUCUCUUCGAUGCUCCCUUAGUGACCUAUGUGGAAGACGACAAGAAAGGUAUUGCUGCCAACAUUGAGACCCAGGCUCGCAACGUACAAUAUCUCUUCAUCUGGACCGAUUGCGACAGAGAAGGUGAACAUAUCGGCAGUGAGAUCAGAGAUGUUGCGCUGAGCAGUAACCCUCGGCUGAGGCAGCCUGGAAAAGUUGUGCGAGCCAGAUUCUCCAACAUCGAAAGAGCACAUAUCAUUCAGGCUGCUCGCAACCCCAUCCCUCUUGACGAAAACUCGGUCAAUGCUGUUGCUGCAAGAAUCGAGCUGGAUCUCCGUAUUGGCGCCAGUUUCACUCGAUGGCAAACGUUGCAGAUCGCUGAUUAUCUCAAAAAUUGCGGCGUUUACUCUCCUGACGAGAAGAAAGUUCUCAGCUACGGCGGCUGUCAGUUUCCCACGCUUGGCUUCGUUGUCGACAGAUACUUCAUGGUCAAGAAUUUCGUUCCCGAACCUUAUUGGGCUAUAAAAGUUACACAUAUCAAAGACGACAUCACUGUCAACUUCCGUUGGGCCCGCAUCAAUCUCUUCGACCGAAUGGCGGUAAUCAUACUGUUCGAGAGAUGUCUGACUGCCAAGUAUGCAAAAGUCAUCAAAGUACAGACCAAGCCAGCCAGCAAGUGGAAACCCUUGCCACUGACAACGGUUGAAUUGCAGAAGAUGGGCAGCAGGUUUUUGCGUAUGGACAGUCAAAGAGUCAUGAAAAUCGCCGAAGAACUGUACAACAGAGGUUUUAUCAGUUAUCCAAGAACUGAGACAGAUCAAUUCGACAGAGGAAUGGACCUGAGAGCCUUGGUCCAGAAGCAAACUCAAUCACAAACCUGGGGAGCGUUCGCUCAUAACCUUAUGAAUGGAGGCUUUAACCAGCCAAGACAAGGUCGCAACAACGAUAAGGCUCACCCGCCAAUUCAUCCGGUUAACUUCGUCACACCAAACGCAUUAAACAACCAAGACGAGCGCAAAGUAUACGAAUUUGUAGUGCGAAGGUUCCUUGCCUGCUGUAGUGAAGAUGCCAAAGGCUCUCGCGAUGAGGUCGGAAUCUUGUAUGGAUCCGAAAUUUUCAAUGCCUCUGGAUUGUCAGUACUUGAAAGAAACUACCUAGACGUCUAUCCCUAUGACAAGUGGACUAGCACGCAACAACUUCCACAGUUCCAGGUCGGCGAGAUAUUUGAGCCGACUGAGGCUAGGAUGACUGAGGGCAAGACAAGCCCACCUGGAUAUUUAACAGAGCCAGAUCUCAUUGCGCUCAUGGACGCGAAUGGCAUUGGUACUGAUGCUACAAUGGCCGAGCACAUUGCCAAAGUCAAAGAACGUGAGUACGUCAUGACACNNGACCUCGAGCUCGAAGAGCGCCUACAGAAGGUGAAGAGGAACGAGAAGAAGGCGAAGCACCGCCCGUCCAAGAAGACGACAAUGACGACGGCGGAGGCCGAGGUGGAGGUAGAGGACGUGGUCGAGGAAGAGGAAGAGGUGGUCGAGGGGGGUGGAGCAGGCGGACGUGGUGGAGGAGCUCAGCAAGGCGGCGUACAAGAAUUCAUUCCAACGACCCUGGGCGUGGCCCUGGUCAAAGGCUACGAGGAUAUGGGAUUUGAGAUGAAUUUGAGCAAGCCCUUUCUCAGAAAAGAGAUGGAGAACAAGAUGAGAGCAAUCUGUGCAGGCACUACAACGAGAGGUGAUGUGGUGCAUGAAAGCUUGGACAUGUACAGAGAUGUCUAUAUCAGAACGAGGCGGGGUGUCAACAUCUUGAAAGCGUCGGUUAGAGGAGGAGGAUGCAAGACAUACUCGCUACGGCAACAAUGGAUCAAGGCCAAAGCCAAGGCCAAGGCAGAUAGAGUCGAGUUGUUGGGGUGGCGGCUCGAGCAUGAGUUCGCCAGCUUCCAACCAUCGCCCAAACAACAUGACGAAGAGCUUCGCAUCUUGUCGCGCAUCCAGAGCACAGGUAGUCUCUUGUCUCUGCCUCCUCGCGGCUCCAUAUCCGCCGAAGCCCAGCGCCCGAGAAUGUCUUUUGACCAAGCAGCCCUCGAGGCCGCUGACCUGCGCAGCAUGACCAGGUCAGACUUCGCAUACGCACAUGGCAGCCAUGCACCUGCUGAUAAANUUCCAAGCUCUCCCACUCUGCCUGAACGUGAAAGCGGUCUGCGCCGCAUCAGACAAUCCCACAAUCGUCAACCUACCUCUCCUCAAUUGCUCCAGACCUCGCGCUCUCCCUCGCUCAACAUCAACAUACCCUCACAGCCGCUGCCCGCUUCCCUGCCUUCGGGCCCUUCGUCGCCCGUAUUACCCUUUGGCGAGGAUCUCAGCCGCUUUCCUUCCGAGUCUCUGCAUUCUUUCUCCUUCGCACAUCAAUCCGAGACGUCGAUACACAAUCGCCAAAUGAUUCUCAAGAGGUCGGUCGAUUUUAUGAAGGACAGGCCAGGGUGGGGUUCUUCAAAUCCCGCCAUCCUGAACGCUCAAGCAAAAAUCACUGGAGAUCAGGAAGCACAGAGCAUGGUGGAACUAUUACAACGCGCCAACUUGCUAGGUCCCGAUGGCAAUUCGUUGCAAGCCCCGGGUUUGGGCAUCAUGGGUGCUCCACUCAGUGGCCCAGCCGAUCCCUCGGCAGACAACAUUNUUGAGAAGAACUUUGCGCCUCUCAGCGAGAGCCCUAAGGACUUCGACGACGACUUGGUCAUGUCGUCCACCUCUCCCAAGUCCAUCAAGUCAUCCGAAGAGAAGGAUACCUUGCAACCCGAACCCAAGCGCAUCUCGCUCAAGCGCACCUACACUGACACAAGCGGCCUAAGCUUGCAGCACCGUCUUGCUGAUGCUCUGGCCACACCUUACCACGCCGCUGAUGUGCCCCGCCGUGCAGAGCCUCUUACUCCCAGCCACGUCCCUUCAGGAUUGCACACGUCCAAGUCGACCACCUCGCUGACUGGCUCCACCUCUCACGGCCACGGCCAUGGCCAUGGCAGGCAAUCUGCUGCAGCUCAGGCUAUUUUCACUACCGAUGCGCGCGCUCCUUGGACCAUAACUGCUGCCAACGAUCUGGCAUGUCUCGUAUUUGGCGUCACCCGUGCCGAAGUGCGCAAAAUGGGUAUUAUGGAAGUCAUCCGUCCUGAGCGACGCAAAUGGCUCGAGAACAAAUUGAGACAUCCCGAUUCGGAUCUGUACACCCAACAAAACAAGUCUCCUAACCAUAGCCCGUCAUCUUCAGCUCUGGCAAAGGGUAGUGGUGUAACAGCCAAGCUCCUGAGCAAGCCCCCUGCACGCCAAACGUACCAGAGCAGACGCUCGAAAACCGUCAACGGUAUAGAGUCAGCUUCGACAACACGCCGUGCCGCUCCCAAUUCUUCGCAAAAAUCACGUGGUGUGCUACUAUGUGGUGAUGUUGUUCCUAUCCAGAAGCGCAAUGGAGACAUCGGAUCAGCCAGUUUGUGGGUCAAGGAAAAGCAGGGCGGCUUGAUUUGGGUGCUUGAAGAGAUUGCCGAGGACGUUGCUUACAUCACAGUUGACGAAAUUGGCUGCGUCGAANAAGGUGUCGGUGCCUUGGAGUCCAUCUGGGGAAUCGAGAGAGUGCGUAGGGGCACAGAUAUUAGGAAAUUGGUUCCCGAACUACCAAAACUGGCCGGCACAAAUACUGGCAUGCUGGACUUCGAUCAGAUUGCUUCGCUACGUCGCUACACCGCUCGCACAGCAAACAGCAUCAGCGUCCCCGUCACAAUCGAUCAACUUUCUGGUCAACCGACAUUGCGCAUUUCCAGCUUCCCUCAUAUUGCUGGCAUCCUUGUUCUGAACCCCGACACACUCGAGAUUGUCAGCUCAAACAACGUCUUUUCUGCUUCUCUGUUCGGCCACGAUGCUCCUGACGGCCUUCCGAUUACCGACUUGAUACCUUAUUUCGACAAUAUACUGCACUUGUUGACCGACGAAGACAAGAUCCGCCUGGUUGACGGUCUUGUCAUUCCAGAACACAGUUUCAGAAAAGCUCGUGCGCUUCUUGCCCUUCGUGAAGGUCGCGCAGAUGCCGCCUCCAUCUUCCUCAAGCCCAGCGGCCUGCCUGCGAAACAUCGAGACGGCUCGGAUAUCAUGAUUGAUGUUCAGAUGCGCGUCGUCAAGAGCGAUCGCCAUAGCUUCGACAGCAUUCCGGAACAUAACCGUAUAGAUCCAGACUCAUUGCCUGCAUCAGAGGUUGUUUACGCCUUGUGGAUCACAUACUCGAGACAACUUCAUGCUGUAAACCACGGUAUUGGUCCUGUAAUUCCGACAGUGUCCAGGCCUGUCACUCCUCCACAGCAACCAGUACCUGCACCAUCGAACUCGAGUGGAGAUCAGGACAGCGAAGAUUCCAGCAGUGACAAAGGCAGUGAGACCAAGACGAAGGUCGAUACUCCUUCUCUCAUAGCUCAACAAUUACAACAUUCACCAACCCAAUCACAUUCAUCAGGAACGCCAUUGCUUACGAGCGAACCCUUCGAACAUCCGUCCCCUGCUGCUAUUGAAGCUGGUGCAACCACUAUUAAAAAGAAGGUCAUUGCUGAUUUCCUCAUUCUGGAAGAAAUGGGCCAAGGAGCGUAUGGUCAGGUCAAGCUUGCACGAUACAAGAAAGCCAAUGCACAGAAGAUGUGUAUCAAAUAUGUUACGAAACGCCGCAUUCUGGUCGAUACGUGGACUAGAGAUCGACGACUCGGCACAGUGCCCUUGGAGAUUCACGUUCUGGAUUAUCUACGACGGGAUGGCCUGCAGCACCCAAAUAUUGUCGAGAUGGCCGACUUCUUCGAAGACGACAUCAACUAUUACAUCGAAAUGAUUCCGCAUGGUCUGCCUGGUAUGGACUUGUUCGACUACAUCGAACUCCGUGUUAACAUGGAGGAGAAGGAGUGUCGAAAGAUCUUCGUGCAGGUCGCCAAUGCUUUGCACCACUUGCAUAUUAAGGCCAAGGUCGUGCAUCGAGACAUCAAGGACGAAAACGUCAUUCUUGACGGAGACGGUGCUGUUAAACUUGUUGAUUUUGGCAGCGCAGCAUACAUCAAGUCAGGUCCCUUCGACGUUUUCGUUGGCACCAUCGAUUAUGCGGCCCCUGAGGUCCUACGCGGCAGUCCCUACCGAGGCAAAGAACAAGACGUGUGGGCGCUCGGUAUCCUUUUAUACACGAUUGUGUACAAAGAGAACCCCUUCUACAGCAUCGACGAGAUUAUGGACCAUGAUCUAAGAGUGCCGUAUAUCAUGAGCGAAGACUGCAUUGACCUCAUCCGCAAGAUGCUGGACCGUGAUGUUGAGAGACGCAUCGGCAUUCAAGCUGUUCUCGAUCAUCCAUGGUGCACAUACGUCGACCCUGAGGAUGAUUAA